GCCUACAUUGUAAAUGAAUGAGGAGAAGUUAGUGUGUUGUUGGUACCCAGUACGGAAUGGUCGAACUUCUCGAACUGAUCAUGCUAAUGUGAUGAUGCCUCCCAGACAGUAGGAUCCUACUACUACUCCGAGACUGAUUUCGAGUCUUCUCCUCAUGCUCCUUGUUCUUUAAGUAGGAUCUACAUGCAGAGAGCUAGCUGUUAGUGUUAUUCGUUCAUCGAGCAGGUACAAGACCACAUGAUGACAUGCUGUACAGUGCAGUAGAGUUUUGUUUCCACCUAGAUUGCAUAGUCCAAUCUCAUCAAGUUUGAUUUCAUCUCUGUAUUAAACCAACUGCUUCAAGAUGGCUCGCAUCCUAAGCCAGCUGCGUCUCCUUCUCUGGAAGAACUUCCUCCUUCAACUCAGACGCGUAAUAGCGACCAUCUUUGAGAUUCUCAUCCCCGUACUCUUUGCCUGCAUCCUCAUCGGGAUCAGGCAUGCUGUGGAUUACACCGUCUACCCUAACGCCACCGUCUACGACACCUUUAACAUCAACAACCUGCCGCACAAUCUGACUAUCUUUCCCUUACCUGUAACAGUAUGGCAGAUGGCUUACACACCCAACACAUCCGCAACAAACCAGAUCAUGUCGCACGUUGUGAAAAAUCUUGGCCAGCCGUUCGUUAGUCUCGUAGAUGGUCCAGGUUUUCCAACUGAAGACGCUAUGCUGGAGUACUUCGCCCAGAUCAACGGCACCAAGGAUUCUCCUUUGCUGGGUGGUAUUGUGUUUCAUAAUGACUUCCCAGAGAAUGGUGACUUACCGUCCAAUCUCAACUACAGUAUAAGGUUAUCAUCCAGCCCAAGGAACUCUCCUGCUAUGAGCUCUGGAGGGCAAAGCUCCCUGAAUGAUCAGAAGAGUGAAUGGAAGACAGAUGAGCUGUUUCCUUUCAUCAUGACCAUGGGACCAAGGGCUAAGCAAUACUCAUGGGGCGGUGACCCUGGGUAUAUGAGAGAAGGCUUCCUUUCCCUGCAGCAUGCCAUAGACAAGGCUUUCCUGCAGUACAUGAACCCGACCCUGACGGAUCAGUUCAGGAUUGACAUGCAACGCUACCCAUAUCCUCCAUACCUGGACGAUCUGUUCAUCCUGGCCAUACAAGGCCAGUUACCAUACCUUCUCUUCAUCAGUCUGGUCUAUCCCAUGAUCAACAUCGCUAGGACUAUCUGUCUGGAGAAGGAGAAGAGGCUCAAGGAAUCGAUGCGUAUGAUGGGCCUGAGUAACUGGCUCCAUUGGAUGGCUUGGUUCAUCAAGUUCUUCGUCUUCCUCCUCAUCUCAACCAUAUUCAUGACCAUCCUCUACACUGUCCCAGUCGGACCACAGGGGGCGAUAUUUAAAAGCAGUGAACCUACUGUAAUCUUUGUCUUUCUGCUUCUCUAUGCCGUGUCAACUAUUGCUCUGUCGUUUGCAGUCAGUGUCUUCUUUUCAAAAGCCAACACUGCUACUGCAGCCGCAGGGAUAGUAUGGUUUCUCUCCAUCGUACCCUACACCUUCAUGUUUAACACCUACAGCUAUCUAUCAGCUGCAGAGAAGGCAGCAGCAUGUCUACUUUCAAACUCAGCCAUGUCUGUUGGUCUCCUACUCAUCGGAGUAUUUGAAGGAACUUCUGAAGGAGUACAGUGGUAUAACAUGGCGCAACCGGCCACUGCUGAUGAUAACUUCACCUUCCUAGCGGUCCUCAUCAUGCUCCUGGUUGAUACCAUCCUCUAUCUUCUCAUUGCUUGGUACUUUGAAGCUGUGUAUCCUGGAGAAUAUGGCAUCCCAAAACCGCUCUACUUCCCUUUCACCAGGAACUACUGGUUUGGACCUAAGAAGGGUAGCUAUGCUAUAGACGUGGAGAGUGCUCCUGUACUCAAUGGCUCAUCAUCAAACCAUGACUUCAUGGAGAGGGAUCCGGUGGGGAUCAAGGCAGGGGUGCAGAUCAAAAAGCUUAGCAAGACAUUUGGAAAGAAGGUAGCAGUGAAUGAUCUCUCAAUCUCCAUGUAUGAGGGUCAGAUCACAGCUCUACUAGGUCACAAUGGAGCUGGUAAGACAACCACUAUCUCCAUGCUGACUGGACUCUUCCCACCGACAUCCGGCACAGCGGUGGUCAACGGUCACGACAUCUGCAUCGACAUCGAUGGUGUCAGGUCCGACCUGGGUCUAUGCCCUCAGCAUGAUGUCCUCUUUGAUGAUAUGACUGUGGAGGAACAUCUGUAUUUCUUUGCCACGCUGAAGGGUUACCCUCCUAAAGGCGUACAGGAUGAGAUAGAUCGUUACAUCACUUCCGUGGGUCUGGAGGAUAAGAGGUUUGUCAAGUCUAAGGCUCUCUCCGGGGGUAUGAAGAGAAAGCUGUCUGUUGGUAUCGCCCUCAUAGCUGAUUCCAAGAUUGUUAUGUUGGAUGAGCCAACCUCAGGGAUGGAUCCUUCCGCACGUCGGUUCACAUGGGAUCUCCUCCAGCAGCAUCGUAAGGGACGUACCAUGAUCCUCACUACACAUUUCAUGGAUGAAGCUGAUCUUCUAGGAGACCGCAUCGCAAUCAUGGCCGAUGGUCAGAUCAAAUGCUGCGGGUCAUCACUCUUCCUCAAAAAGAAAUAUGGUAUUGGGUAUCACAUGGUGAUCGCCAAAUCCGCUGACUGCAAUGUGAAUGCAGUGACCGAGAUCAUCAAGGAUUACGUCUCUGGAGCACAGAUGGAGAACAAUGUCGGUGCAGAGCUCUCGUAUAUCCUACCGGAGGAAUCGGUAGAUAAGUUUGAGCGUCUCUUCUCACAGCUGGAGACUCAGAAGACAGAGCUAGGGAUCGAUAGCUAUGGUGCCUCGGUGACUACCAUGGAGGAAGUCUUCCUCAAGGUUGGCAUGAACAUGGGCCAGAAUGAGGAGAGUGAACCACGUUACCGAAGCACCUCCAAUGCUGAAGCUAGUCUGGAUAGUCUACCAAAUGGAAAAACGGAUGCACCUAAAGAACUGCCAGACCAAGCGUACGACAAUGCAGCCUAUGUUCUGGAAGAACAAGAGCUUGAAUCAGAAAUGCAGCAUGAAAGCGUUAACAGCCAAGGAUCUAUAAUUGUUCCUGAUCUGAACACAGGCAUUGUGCUGUACUGGCAGCAGUUCCGUGCCAUGUUCCUGAAACGAGUCCUGCACACGUGGCGCAACCUGAUCCUCAUCGUGGUCCAACUCUUCAUCCCAAUUAUCUGUACCCUGUUUGCUAUCCUAGCCACCAAGUUCUUGCCCUCUCCCGGUAAUUCUACGCCUAUCACACUCAACAUGGAAACCUACGGCAAGGACACCAUUGCUCCCUUCACGUCCUACGAUCCAUCCAGCUCAGUCAUUGAUCAGCUCACCAGGCAGUAUGCAGACCAGUUCAUCAACACUGGCACAACAGCAGUCAACGUCUCCACCAAUGCUACCUAUGACAUGUUGGACUACCUGAUUGACAGGCGAGAGGAAACCUUGUCAGAAUUCUUCCGGGUUAACUUGAUCUCGUCAACGUUUGAUGAUGUGGUCUUGCCGAGCAACGCGACGCGUGUUGAAGGUGUCGCCUUGUUCCAGGAGCAACCGUACCACGCCCCUCCCAUUGCCCUCAAUGCCUUGGACAAUGCUCUCCUACGUUACUAUCUGAAUGGCAGCUACCAGAUAACCACCAUCAAUCAUCCAUUGCCAAGGACGAUUGAAGAACAGGCUAGUGACCAGCUUAACCUUGGGGUGCAGACAGGGUUUGCGAUAUCUUUCAACAUGCUAUUUGGGAUGUCAUUCCUGGCCAGUAGCUUUGUGGUCUUCCUCAUCAAGGAGAGUACAGUCAAAUCGAAGCAUGUCCAGUUCAUCAGUGGUGUUCGCAUCUCUAACUUCUGGUUCUCCACCUUUCUUUGGGAUCUCAUCAACUACCUGGUGCCCUGCAUCAUCUGUGUUCUCAUCUUCAUCAUCUUCAGCAUCGAAGCUUACGCUGGUAUCAACAGUCUCUCGGUACUCCUCAUCCUCUUCCUACAUGGCUGGGCCAUCAUACCCCUCAUGUACCUCCUCUCGUUCUUCUUCACCACCCCAUCCACCGGUUUUGUCGCUCUCACCAUGUUCAACAUCAUCUUCGGGUCAACGACCUACAUUGCCGUGGAGAUCUUGUCGGUGCCUGAGCUGGGGCUAGUUUACAUCGCUGAUAUUCUGAGCUGGACGUUCAUGUUCUGUCCAUCGUUCUGCCUAGGAUCAGCAUUGUCUAACUACUAUAACAACUAUCAAAUCGUCAAGAUCUGUACCGAGAACGAAGUUGCUAGACAGCUCUGCAAUUCUCAACCAGACAUCCAUUUCCAAGAGAACAUGUAUGCUUGGGAGGAGCCUGGUAUCGGGAAGUUUUUGAUCUUCCUGGCAAUAGAGGGAGUCCUGUACUUUGUGCUGGUCUUCAUCUACGAGUUGGGAUGGUUCAGGAAUCUCAGAUACUUGCUGCAGAAGAAGAGGGCCAUCAAUGUGAUAGAAGAUACACCAGCUAACACUGAGGAUGAAGAUGUUGCAGCAGAGAGGAAGCGUAUCCAGACCACGCCCAAAGAAGAGCUCUUCAGAACCAACGUCCUGGUGAUGGAGGAUCUCCGUAAGAUCUACCCAGGAUCCAGGAGGAAGGCUCCGUUGGUGGCUGUCCAUGGGACCUCCCUGGGGGUGCCUCCCAGGGAAUGCUUUGGGUUGCUAGGGGUUAAUGGAGCAGGGAAGACCACUACGUUCAAGAUGCUGACAGGGGAUGAGGAUGUGACGGGAGGAGAGGCGUACGUUGAAGGCUUCAGUAUCAAGGAUGAUUUGCAGAUGGUUCAGCAGCGUGUUGGGUACUGCCCUCAGUCUGACGCCUUGAUUGAUCAGAUGACAUGCAGGGAGACAUUGUUCAUGUAUGGUAGACUGAGAGGUAUGCCUGAGGUUAGGAUACCACCUCAGGUUCAUAAGCUGCUUCAUAUCUUCAGACUGGAACCUCAUGCUGAUAAACAAGCCAAGGCACUCAGUGGCGGUAACAAGCGUAAGCUGAGUACAGCCAUAGCCCUGAUAGGUGAUCCACCCAUCGUCUUCUUAGAUGAACCAUCCACCGGUAUGGAUCCGGUUACUAGGAGGUUGCUAUGGGAUGCACUCUGUAAGGUGCGAGAUGAAGGCAGGUGCAUCAUCUUAACAUCACACAGCAUGGAGGAGUGUGAAGCCCUGUGUACCAGGCUUGCUAUCAUGGUGAAUGGAGGCAUCAAGUGUCUAGGAUCAACGCAGCAUCUUAAGAGUCGCUUCGGUCACGGCUACACCCUCCUUGCCAAGGUAGCCAUCACCAUAGAGGGCGGUAUUCCAGAUCUACAACCUCUCAAGAAUUUCAUCAUGGCCGAGUUUCCAGGGAGCACUGUGAAAGACGAGCAUCAAGGGAUGGUCCACUACCACAUCACCGAUCCAUCACUAACAUGGGCAAAAAUAUUUGGGACUAUGGAAAGGGCGAAGACCAUCUAUAACAUAGAGGACUACUCGGUCAGUCAGACCACGUUAGAACAAGUCUUUGUCAACUUUGCUAGGAUGCAGAGGGAGGAUCUCAAUCUCUCAUAGACAUAGAGGCUAUUUUCAUAUCCACACAAAUAUAUUAUUUUUUAGUAUAUAUUGAUGACAAUGUGACAAAAUGGAAUAUUUCAGAAAUGAUGAUUAGGGUAUUUUGCAUUUAAUAAGUGACUUUGAAAUGAAAUUAUGAAGCUGUAAAAUGAUUGACAAUUAAUCAUGAAGAAUAAUAGUAUACCAGUCUCCGAUUUUUGCAAUAUGUUAUGAUUUUGUGUAGUUUAUACUGUACAUAAUGCCAAAGACUAAUUUUUUUUUAAACUUCUGUCAUAGACUUAUAUGCAUUGAUAUUUUUAGAUACAUGUAAUAUAUAUUUGAAUAAUAUAUGUUCUUAGAGUUUACAGUAUAAGGUAAAAUUAGAGUAUAGUAUCGUUAUUUCUUAUCAUCAAAUUCAUAUUUUCUUUUGAUUGUUCAUUGUAAGAUAAUAAGAAAAUACAGAGAGCAUGGAUAUGCAUAAUUGUAAUUAUUUGUUGAUUGGUGCAGCUGAUACAUGUUGAUGUAGUCGCAUGAAAUGAAAUGUCAUAUUUAGUGGCACAUGUAAUAUAACAGACCAAGAGAGAAACCAAGAACUACCUGGGAGGGUAACAUUAAGAUGUAGAGUGGGAUGUUGACACCCUAGGGAGUGUACUAGGAUGGCAGAAAACAGAAUUGUAUGGAGAAUGUUGCGAUCAACCUCCAAGUUCAGAGAAGAUACCUUGAUAGAUAGAAUAUGUGUAUUCUAAAACUCGAGCAUUCCAAUAAUGUAAGUACAGGUACAUUUAAUGUACAGUUUUGAACUCAUGUGUGAUGACAUUCGUAGACAUGCAAGAAGAAAACCGACAUGAAAAGCUUUUUCUGUUCCUAAUGACAAGAGCUGUCAUUUUUAUCUCUGAACAAACUCUUUUCAAAUCUGGUAGAUUUGGUAGAUUUUACAGCUGUUAUUGUGAUGUUUCAACAUUAUGCUUUGUAUAGUGUAUAUAAGUAGUUGGUAUAUUGUCCCAAUGCAUCCAGCUCUCUUCUGGAUGUACUCUCUUGUUUUUUGCCUUUUUUUCUUCUUCAAAAUUUACUGCUCUCAUCUGGAGCAUGGUCAUAAUUCCAAACUAGAUGUAGAUAAAGAUGUAGAAAUUUCUCUUCAUUGUUUGCAUACUGUACCUGAAGCCCGUUAGUGAACAGUGGAAUACAUGUAUGUCAAGUUUUCAUCGCAGCGCAUCGGUAUCUUUUUAGUUCCCAAAAACAUUUGUGUCACCUGUACACCUGUUGUAUUACCUCAAUUUUUUGCACAUUGGGUAUCAGUAGUACUGUAUAAUUGUAUGUCAACAUGCGUUUAGUGUGCCUUUUAUUUACAGUGGCUUAUUCUAGGGAAACUAGUAUAUUAAUUAUGCAAUUUUGUAUCAGUCAAAUUACUUGCGAUGUUACUGUAUAUGUAUAUGUUUUGAUCAAUUAGAAAAGAAAUGAACCUCUUAUAGAAUUAUGAGAAAUAUUGUUUAUAUUAAUUUAUGAAUAAACUUGUCUGGUAAUUCA
Messenger RNA from Strongylocentrotus purpuratus (purple sea urchin), 7057 nucleotides. RefSeq names its product ATP-binding cassette sub-family A member 3 (gene abca3). The transcript has 22 exons. NCBI's taxonomy places the organism in Eukaryota, Metazoa, Echinodermata, Echinoidea, Camarodonta, Strongylocentrotidae. Gene Ontology annotation, cellular component: intracellular membrane-bounded organelle; membrane. The record is from RefSeq and is a predicted model, not a curated record. Gene Ontology annotation, biological process: transmembrane transport; lipid transport. Gene Ontology annotation, molecular function: ABC-type transporter activity; lipid carrier activity; ATP hydrolysis activity. The coding region runs from base 344 to 5554 and encodes 1736 amino acids.